GUGCUGUCGACCAGCGCUGAGAUUCAGAACUGCUAGCUCAAGACAUCUACCGUACCUAUUAAAGACGACCUUGUACACGAUAAGGGUGGCAAAAUGGUUGCGGACCGGCGUGGCGGACGUGUGCAGCGAAGCACUCUGGCAAAUGCUGCUACCUCUGGCGCCAAGCCGCCGUUGGCCCCCCCCAAGCUGACUCCUGAGAGACGAUCAGGAAGGAAGCGGGCGAAACUAGAAUCUCAGCUCGAGAUUGUCCUAGAUGGCGCAACCGAUGCACCAUUACAGCAAGAGGAUUUGCACGAGAAUGGCGCGCCAGCUACAUCAACGGGGUUGCACGGAACGGGCUUGGUCAAUGGAGAAACCCCACCCGCAGCAAACGGAGAAGCAGCAUCUUUGGGCAAGACUCCCAGUGCUAAGUCAGAGAAGGAAUCAGAUGUGGGGGAUGGGGAGUACGCUCAGCUCCUUGCGAGCAGAGCGCUUGGACCGGUUGCGGGUUCUGAGUGGGUGCCGGUAUUGCCCCAAAUCGAGAGCCAACGUCCGGGGCUUUUGGCACUGCUUUCGGAGUUCCGGUUAGAGCUGGAGGAAUUGGCUAAGGCUAACAAGGGAGAAAUGAAGUUGCCAUCGACACCGUUCACCAACGCAAGCUACCUGAAGCACCUGGAGCUCGCUUUUGUGUUAAGGGCACAGAAAACGGAGAUCUACCGGGCGCUGAAGAUGGCGGUGGCGAGAGGCGCCCCAACAGAAGACCCAGGCGCACUGCCGGAAGCCAGGCAGCACGACCUGGAGGUUGUGGAACGUCUCUUGAAAGCAGUUGAAAUGGUGGGCUGCGCGCGUCUCCAAAACGCCCCAGAGGCGGAACAACCACUAGUGUACCGGCUUUCGGAGCGAUACCCGUUGAGUGGAAAGGAGAAGGAUCUGCUGAAGCUCUUAUUUGUCAAGGGAGGGAGUUCCAGUCUGGCUUUCAACAACAUCCUAGGCCUAGGUUUGGGCACGCCGAGGCCGGAGGAUCGCGACUGGGAGAUGCUGCUCUGCGGGCUGUCGGCGAUUGAGAUGGACGAGUUCUUGGACGACAAGAGGGUGCAUAUGUUGGAGGGGAUCGUCAUGGAAGUGGAGGACUACGACGGAAAGAACCUGAAAAUGGUGAACGACGCCGUCUCCGUUCUCCUCGGCAACCCGAUCCGGACGGAGCAGCGCCUGAAGCUCAGCCGGACGGAACUGCUAAACAUUAUGGAUUCGGCUGCUCCGCCCGAGAACGGCGCUCGAAGCGCGGCGCCGGACGUCCAGAACGGAACGGCCGAAGCGGAACGGAACGGAACCUCGGGCGGCGGAAGCGAAGUCGAGAACGUGGGAGUUUCCGAUGGCAGGAAGAAGGGCACGAAACGCUCGCGGAAGGACUCGGGUUUGGAAGACGACCUGGCAGCGGAGUUCCGGGCGUUGGAGCAGGGGGUUGCGGCCGAGGGGAAGCGGACCCCCCCGGAAACGAACGGGAUGGUUAGGGAGGAGGGGUCAGGGGCCGGGUUAGAGAAGGGGGAGAAGUCGGAUUUGCAGCCGUAUCAGGAUAGUCUGGAGUAUUUGGACGACAGUUUUCAGGUGCUAGCGCUGCAGAUGAGGGUGUCAAAGGCGCGGCACCAGGAGGAUCUGAAGGAGGCGGGGAACGCGCCAGGCGGGUGGUACGAUGGGUACAACUACAAGAACAGCAAGGCGCCCAGCACGCGCGAGCUCAAGGCCAAGCUCAAGUUUGCGCAGACCAAGCUGCGCGAGCGUUUGGCGGUCACGGAGGAAGCCCUCAAGAAGAGCGGCGAGCCGCCCGCUGACGUCAUCCUGCCCGUGGGCGGGGAGUCUGCUGACGUCAGGGCCGCGGUGACUGAGAAGGGGGCCGAUGGGGACGCUGGAAAGGCAGAGGCGAAUGCGGAGAUUCCGGUGGGGAACGGAGAUGCGAGUGCGAAAGUCGAAGCGAAGGGGAAGAAAGCGGAUAAGAAAGACAAAAGCGGGGACGCGAAGGCGAAGACACCUGUGGAAGGAACGGAAACGGCGGUUCCGAUGGAGCAGGAUACAUCAACGGUUGCGGCCGGUGCCUCUUCUGACAAAAUUGGGGCAGUGUCUGACGCAGUGAAGGACGGGGAGGUUAAGGACGAGGUUAAGGACGAGGUUAAGGGCGAGGUUAAGGGGGAGGUUAAGGACGGCCCGGUGGAGCUCCCGCGGCUGGAGGCGCUAGCCCGGAAGCUGGGGUUGGACGAGUUUGAAAAAGGGGUGGUCACGAUGCUGACAGGUGUUGCGAUCUCGCCGGUCGUGAAGAGCAUCUACGAGGCGGACGACGGGGGAAGCAGCUACCGGAGGACAGCAGAUACGGUGCAGGUCAAGGACAUUCUGACGGUCUUCCUCGACACGUUCAAAGACCAAGUCUCUGCACGCCCGUACUUCUAUAAGUCCAGCCGCCUGGUGUCAAAGGCCCUGAUCAAGAUCCGGCCGCCGCCGUACACACGGAACGGCGGCGAUCUGAUGGACCAACAGGUGGAACUAGAUCGGCGGAUGCUCGACUGGAUUGUGGGGCUGGACACCGAGAUGAACGAACUAGUGGAGGGGAGCCAUUUGUACCAUCCCAAGAUCUCGAUGGAUCAAGUGGUGCUACCAGAAGAGCAGAAAGCGGUGCUGCUGCGCACGGUGGACAACUACGCCAAGUUCAAGCAGUACCGCCACACGGCCGGCCUGGAGGACGUCAUCAACUACGGCGCGGGGCUGGUGAUCCUGCUCUGCGGGGCGUCGGGGACCGGGAAGACCAUGACCGUCAACGCUGUGGCGCACCAUCUAGGCAAGCGUGUGCUGCUCGUGGACUUCCAGAGCCUGAGCACGGCGGUCAGCUCGGGCAACCGGGGGGAGGACCAGGGCGCGGACCUGCGGGGGCUGUUCCGGGAUGCGGAGAUGAACGACGCCGUCAUCUUCUUCGACGAGUGCGAGGCCAUUUUUGCACAGCGUGAGAGGGGCGGGGACCGCUUGCUAAACGCCCUGCUGACCGAGAUGGAGCGCCACGAGGGGAUCAUCAUGCUCGCGACCAACCGGCCGCUGGACCUCGACGAAGCCAUGCACCGGCGUAUCACGUGCGUCAGCGAGUUCCGCCACCCGGACCAUACGCAACGGAGACUCAUCUGGGAGCUCUCGUCGCGGAAGCUGCCGCUCGCUGAAGCGCUCGACUGGGAGAAGAUUGCGCUGAGAUAUGAGCUGACGGGAGGCUACAUCAAGAACGCGCUUGUGAGCGCGCUUCUCCUCGCGAUCAGCCGUAGCGCAGACGACCCCAAAGUGACGGAGGACGACAUCGUGGAGGGCUGCCAGAUGCAGAUGCGGGGCAGCCUCCAAAUGAAGGCCUUUCUACACCGGGUCGUGCCCAAGACCGGACUGGACGACCUAGUGCUCUCGUCACAGAUGCGCAAGCAGCUUGAGUCCAUCGUCAACUUCGAAAAGGCGCGCGCGGUCAUGGUGGGCUCAUGGGGCUUCGCCCAAGAGCGGGUCGGCACCGCGGCUCUGUUCUGGGGAAUCCACGGCUCCGGAAAGUCCGCGGCCGCCGAGGCGAUUGGCUUUGAGCUGGGACGUCCUCUCAAGGUGAUCAACUGCGCGCAGCUAGUGUCGCAGGAGAGCUCCUCCAAGACGGGUUCCGCGAUAACCGCCACCUUCAAGGACGCGCGCCUCAUGGACGCAGUGCUGGUUCUCGAAGACUUCCAGGUGAUCGAGGGGGGGAACGACGAAGACAUGAUGGUCUCCCGGUCGUCGUCAGCCGCCAUCGGGCUGCUGCUGUACAACCUGGAGCGAUUCCCAGGGGUGUGCAUACUCAUUGCGAACAACAUCCAGAGUAGCGCAAUCCGGCGUCUAGACCCGGAGCUGAUGCGCCGCCUGCGGGUGAUCGUCGAGUUCAAGAUGCCGGACGCUAAGACACGUGGCCGCAUGUGGCGCAAGCUGCUGCCGGACAAGGUCCCUCUCGCACCCGGCAUCGACUUUGACGAGCUCGGGCGGCGCUUCGAGUUCAACAGCGGGGCGAUCAGCGGGGCGACCGUCCGGGCCGCGGCAAAGGUGGCGCUCCGGCCGUUGGAGGAACGGGUCGUCACACAAAAAGAUCUGAUGGAAGCUGCUGAAGCGGAGAAGGAUGCCAGGAGAGACGAGAUUGAUGAGGUCGCAAUGCGCGCGUUUAUUUGAGCUGAUAGUACUCAGAUGCAGUGCAAAUUGAGUCUUUGCUCAAACGGCAAUUCGUUGAUGGAUUGUACGUGCGCGUGAAAUGCCCUUCGGCCAUUAUAAAUCUUGCUUGAAGCGUGCCGCAGCGGCUUUGCAGAUUCGGGACUACAUUCCCUGUGCAAUAAUAAUUAAAUGCCAUGCCGUGAGAUCCUUGGCCAUGGCAGUGUCUGCCA
This is a messenger RNA of Klebsormidium nitens, 4385 nucleotides long. The record is from the annotation of a GenBank genome assembly. NCBI's taxonomy places the organism in Eukaryota, Viridiplantae, Streptophyta, Klebsormidiophyceae, Klebsormidiales, Klebsormidiaceae.